AUGUCAGUGACCGCUUUGCCCCCAGUUCCCCAUUACAACGCGGCACCUCCCACAAAAGCCGACCUGGACUAUGCCGAUCUCGCUACGAUCGAUCUAUCCAAGAUGGAGAGCGCGCAAGGUCGCGCCGCACUUGCAUCUCAAGUUCGGGAUGCACUACUCACCCAUGGGUUCUUCUACGUCGUCAAUCACGGGUAUCCACAAACUCAGGGGAAUCGCAUGUUUGAUAUCGCCGAUGUACCGUUUUCCUGUGUGAGUGACGAGGAGAAACGGUUAUAUUCCGACAUAGAUCAAGAGGAAACCGGUUGGUACCAGGCGUAUAAACUACGGCAAUACUGGCAUAUCGAUGCUGGAGUCCGUGACCAGCUCGAGUAUAUCAACAUUGAUCGAGACGUUCACAAGCAAGGUCAUCCUGAAGCAUUACGACCUUUUCACCCCGAGAUCGAGGAGUUUGCUCGGUUCAAUCACGCCAACGUUCUGUUUGCCGUCUUGAGGCUCAUUGCACUAAGCUUGGAGCUUCCUGAGGACGCAUUGGUCAAAAUCCAUAAUUGCAAUGGCCUUGGAGAGGCUUUUGUCAGAUUUAUCAAAUAUUAUCCCCGCUCUGCGGAGGAUGAAGAGAAAACAAACAAUGUUUGGCUCAAGGGACAUACGGAUUCUGGAAGCAUAACGAUUCUGUGGAGCCAGCCGGUUGCGGCACUACAAAUCCUCGGCAAGGAUGGCAAAUGGCGUUGGGUCAAACACGUUGAAAAUGCUCUCGUCGUAAACGCCGGCGAUGCGAUGGACUUCCUCACGGGUGGAUAUUACAAAGGGACCAUUCACCGCGUUGUCCAGCCCCCUCCAGAUCAACAACAGUACACUCGUCUCGGCGUCUUCUAUUUCACUAUGACCGAUGGCGACGUCAAGUUGGUGCCGUUGUAUGAGUCCCCUGUCUUGAAGAGGGUUGGGAUCAACCCUCGUUGUGAGGAUAGCGUCGCUCCGACGAUGUUGGAGUGGCGGAGGAGAAGAGCGAAUGGGUAUGGUCGGACCGAACUCAGACCAAGCAAAGAAAAAGGAGUCGAAGAGGAAAUCAUCAAUGGUUUAGUCAUCAAACAUUACAAUUGAAGUCAAAGGAAAAGCGUUCCAGGUGUCCAUUCUGUUCUACAUUAGCAGGAUGAUACAAAGGUCUCCUUAAAAAAUAUGAAAUGACACUGCGUGCGAUGAACCUGACAUGUUCUACAGAAAAGCAGGUGAUAUGAGUGACUGAA
Messenger RNA from Pisolithus orientalis, 1241 nucleotides. Its product is annotated as Clavaminate synthase-like protein. The transcript is spliced from 10 exons. Bases 1 to 1098 code for a protein of 365 amino acids. The record is from RefSeq and is a predicted model, not a curated record. Lineage: Eukaryota; Fungi; Basidiomycota; Agaricomycetes; Boletales; Pisolithaceae.